Messenger RNA from Physella acuta, 589 nucleotides. RefSeq names its product nuclear receptor 2C2-associated protein. The record is from RefSeq and is a predicted model, not a curated record. Lineage: Eukaryota; Metazoa; Mollusca; Gastropoda; Physidae.
AACGAUCUACAGUCGUAUUUUCGAAACAAUGGCGGCGCCCAUAAAUUCUCUUAAGAAAAACAUACUGCGGACCAGGGUAAGCAGUGUUUUAAAUAAAGACGUAAAACAGUUUGGAAAACAGUACCUGUUUGAUGAUGAUGAUGAGACCUGCUGGAACUCUGACCAGGGUACACCACAGUGGGUGAUUAUAGAUUUUAAUCAAGCUGUCUCUGUUCAAGAAAUUCAUGUUCAGUUUCAAGGUGGAUUUGUGGGGAAAAGCUGCCUACUAGAAACACCAGGGGAGAACAACGAUUAUGUCCAGGUUUUUAGUUUCCAGCCACAAGACAGUAACCAAACACAAAUAUUUCAUCUAACCGAAUCUGUAAAGUUAUCAAGCUUAAGAAUUACCUUUGACCAAAGCACAGAUUUCUUUGGUAGAAUAACUAUUUACAAACUUGAUAUUCUGGGACAAGCAUCCUGAUGGUAGACUCGUGUUGUCCUCCACCGCGCAUGUAAAGCCGUCCUCAAACGAUAGAGCCCAUACAGGAAAACCUGGAUGAGUGGGACAGCUAUUAAAGCCACGACACAUAUAGCGAUGGCUGCCGUGCCA